GUGUCGAACGUCUCCAUGGCGACCGCUAGGAGACCGCCAUGGCGACGGAGGAGCGUGAAGGAACCGCUGCGGAAUCUGCAGUAGCAGAAAUCCAAAAGAAGAUCACUGAAGCCUUUGAAGUGUUUGACCAUGAAUGUAAUAAAACUGUGGAUGUCAGAGAGAUUGGCACUAUCAUUAGGUCAUUAGGCUGUUGUCCCAAUGAGGCGGAUCUCCAUGAUAUGCUUGCAGAGGUAGAAGAAGAAGAACCAACUGGGUUUAUUCGUUUGGAAAAAUUUCUUCCUAUGAUGACUAGAGUGUUAAUGGAAAGAAGAUACCGUCCGAUUCCAGAAGAUGUUCUUUUACGUGCUUUUGAGGUUUUGGAUCAGAAUAAAUCUGGACAUCUAGCUAAAGAUGAUUUGAUAAAGUAUAUGACUGAAGAAGGUGAGCCUUUUACACAGGAAGAAAUGGAAGAAAUGCUUUCAGCAGCAGUAGAUCCAGAAACAAAUACUGUUCGCUACAAGGACUAUAUUUCAAUGAUGGUUGUAGAUGAAAACUAAGAAUGUUAUUUAAUUUGUGGGUCUCAGUUUAGUGUUUUUACAUUAACUUCAUUGUAGUUACUGUAUUUGCUGUUGGGCACAAGCAUAAUAAUAAUUACACUGAAAUUUAUGAAAAUACUAUAUUGUUUAUUUUGUAAAAUACAAAUAUUACUGAAUAUCUUAAAGUGUCAAUCUGACUGUAAACUGAAAAUAGUAGAAUUCAAAAUUUGCAAAUAAAAUACUAAUUGAGUAAUCUGCAUGACAAUUCACAA
This is a messenger RNA of Pantherophis guttatus, 787 nucleotides long. It is a transcript of the gene DRC8, whose product is annotated as dynein regulatory complex subunit 8. The record is from RefSeq and is a predicted model, not a curated record. Lineage: Eukaryota; Metazoa; Chordata; Lepidosauria; Squamata; Colubridae. Gene Ontology annotation, molecular function: calcium ion binding. Gene Ontology annotation, cellular component: sperm principal piece.